AUGCAAUUGCUAAAACGAGUUAUGAAAAACUAUUCAGGUAAGUACUAGUUCCAGAAUAUAAGAUCUUUCAUUUACAUGAAUUUUAUUUAAAGAAAUAUACAACUUUUAAGCUACGAUUCAAAACAGGUCAAAAUUAAUUUUUUUUAAUACUAUUUUCAACACAUGUGCAAAGAGAGAACUUGCAAAACUUACUCUGAACCUUUUUUGAAGCAAAAGAAAAAAAAAAUUAAAAAACCCUCGUUUGAAAAUAAAAAAUUGCCGCGAUUGUGUGAGCGCAGUAUCACGCGGAGUCUCGUUGUUUUACUUUUAUUUAUUUUUGGUUUGUCGAAAGCAAUAAACCUAAGGAAACCGAAUAAAAAUUGGAAAAAUCUAGCAAAUUUAUUGAAAUAAAUGUUACGUUGUCCAAGUUAAUCGAACUUGGAUUUCGCUGGUUGACAAGGAUUCAAGUGGAUAAAACCACUCUUUACAAACAAGAAAUAAGACAAGAGUUUGAAUUACAAUCGAUUUAUUGAUCGCAAUUCAUUUUAUAACAAGAUGGGGACGGUUUAAGACCGUCCCGAGAUGAAACAAACUAUAAAAACCUACAAAACAAGGAAAAACACCAAACUCUCUUCGAAAACUUGAAAAAGAAAGUAAAAACCGAAGAGGCGCACCACAAACGCGUCAGUGCUUUGACGUUGGCGCGUUUUGUGUGCACUCGCGGCUAUUUGAAAAAGGAUUUUAUUCACACGACUGUGACUUAAACACGUAAUUUAACAUUUAGGUGAACAUUUGAGCACAGAAGUGUUUGAAUAGGCUUUGAAACUUCAAAAAUUGGCGAAAUCUUGAAAAUCGCAGAAUUCGAAGAUUAUUUUGGCGAAUCAUCACUUCGUUGAGCCUCCACAUUCAUCAAUACCGAAUAUUGACAUUGUUUUCUAAAAUUAGCAACAAUUGAAUCACUUUCAGAUUCAUUUUUCAAUAAAAUUUUGAAUUUCGAUGGGUUCACAGCCAAAAUCGUUACUCAGAGAUUCGCUGGCCAUAAAUUUUUCAUGAUAAAUUUUUCGAAAAAAAAAAUACGUUUCAAAAUUUUGAUAAAAUUUAUUAUCAAAUUUUUUAGUAACCAAAAAUUCUCAAAAUUUGGAUGAAAAUUCUGAAAUUAUCGAUUUUGGAAUAAAAAUACAUGGAAUUUGUAAGCCCCUCUUUGGUUCGAUUGUGACGUAUGCUAAAGUGUUAAAUUUCUAUGAAGAUUUGGAGAAAAAAAUAGUAAUUAUUCUUUCAGAUUUCCAACGAAAAAUCACUGCGACAACAAUUAUCUGUUUUUCGCGAUGACAUCGAGCAGAAAAAUAGUGAAUUGGAUCGUUGGAAAAAGAGAACCUGUGAAUUACAAGCACUCACGGAUGAAUUGAAUGAGAAUGUUUCCGACUUCGAACAAAAGAUGAAUAGGUUGAAAGCUGAAUUUGAGAGAAAUGGAACAGUUAAAAGCGCCAACAGUUUUCUGGCUUUAGAAAUAAGAAAAAAUCAAAAUCAGCCGGAAACGGAAGAAAACGUCUCAAAACUCAACUCUCAAGUAUCUUCGUAUAUGAAAAUCAUAAAAACAAUCGAAGAUUACAAAGAAGUUUGAAUGUUGUUACUAUGGAAAGAGAUGAUUUGAAAAGGAAAGUGGAGCGAUUGAAUGGAUUGAAUGCUAUAUAA
This is a messenger RNA of Caenorhabditis angaria, 1671 nucleotides long. NCBI's taxonomy places the organism in Eukaryota, Metazoa, Nematoda, Chromadorea, Rhabditida, Rhabditidae. The record is from the annotation of a GenBank genome assembly.